GCAAGCCUCGGGGCCCCACAGAAUGCUGCGGGUUUUCAUCCUCCAGGCGCAGCAGGUCCAGACUCCGGACGCGGACGUCAGCGAUGCUUAUUGCUCCGUGGUGUUCGAAGGUGUGAAAAAGAGAACCAAGGUGAUCAAGAACAACACCAACCCUGUAUGGAACGAGGGCUUUGAAUGGGACCUGAAAGGGAUUCCACUAGACCAGAAUGCGGAACUUCACGUCGUCGUCAAAGACCAUGAGACCAUGGGCAGAAACAGGUUCCUGGGCGAAGCCCACGUGCCCCUGCGAGACGUCCUGGCUUCUCCCAACCUAGCCGCCAGCUUCAAUGCCCCUUUGCUGGAUGCUAAGAGGCAGAGCACAGGGGCAUGUCUGAUCCUGCAAGUCUCCUAUAUUCCACCUCCUGGGGCUGCUCCUUUGUUCCCCCCUCCUGCCCCUCCUGAGCCAAAUCCAACUCCCACGGAGCUGGACACAAUGACAGAUACGGCUGGAGAGGAAGAGGCUGAAGACCAGCUUGGGACCGGAGACGAAGCUGAGCCUUCCACUGGGCCUUCUGCCCCAGAUCAGCCCUCCUUUCCCAAGAAGCCUCCAUCACACAUCGUACAUGGGAUCAAGAGGAGGAAGACCACUUCUAAAAAGCUGCUCUCCAACAAACCCCAGGACUUCCAGAUCAGGGUGCGAGUCAUCGAAGGGAGGCAACUUCCGGGGGUCAACAUCAAACCUGUGGUGAAAGUCACAGCAGCUGGGCAGACAAGGAGAACCAGGAUCCGGAAAGGGAAUGGACCACUUUUCGAUGAGACCUUUUUCUUCAAUGUCUUUGAAUCCCCAAUGGAGCUUUUUGAUCAGCCCAUAUUCAUCACAGUGGUUGACUCUCGCUCGCUCCGGACGGACUCUGUCAUCGGGGAAUUCCGGAUGGAUGUUGGGACAAUUUAUGCUGAACCCAGGCACUGCUUCAUCCGGAAGUGGCUACUGCUUUCUGAUCCGGAGGAUUUUUCAGCUGGAGCUCGAGGCUACCUGAAGGUCAGCUUGUAUGUCCUGGGCUCUGGCGAUGAAGUGCCUAUGGAGAAGAAGGACACCGCAGAAGAGAAGGAAGACAUUGAGGGCAACAUUCUCCGGCCAACCGGGGUUUCUCUGAGAGGGGCCCACUUCUCCCUCAAGAUCUACCGAGCUGAAGACCUGCCCCAGAUGGACGAUGCCAUCAUGGACAGCGUCAAGCAGAUCUUUGGGUUUGAGAGCAGCAAGAAGAACCUGGUGGAUCCUUUCGUGGAAGUGACCUUUGCUGGAAAAAUGCUCUGCAGCAAGAUUGUGGAGAAAAACGCCAACCCCCAGUGGAACCAGAGCAUCACGCUGCCGGCCAUGUUUCCAUCCAUGUGUGAGAAGAUGAGGAUCCGGGUCGUUGACUGGGACCGCGUCACUCACAACGAUGUCAUCGGCACGAGCCACCUGUCCAUGUCCAAGAUCUCAGCUCCUGGAGGGGAACUGGAAGAUGACUUUCCUGCCCCUGAGAAGCCCUUCAAAGCCACAGACUUGGAUGAUGGGCUUGGUUUCUUGCCCACCUUUGGCCCAUGUUACGUCAACCUCUACGGCAGCCCAAGGGAGUUCACCGGAUUUCCAGACCCCUACGACGAGCUCAACACGGGCAAGGGAGAGGGCGUGGCUUACCGUGGCCGGCUGCUGGUAGAACUGGAGACCAAGCUGGUGGACCACGUUGAACAGAAGUUGGGGGAUAUCCCUGCUGAUGACAUCCUGCGUGUAGAGAAGUACCUGCGCAGGCGGAAGUUCUGCCUCUUCGCGGCCUUCUACUCGGCCACCAUGUUGCAGGACGUGGAUGAUGCCAUCCAAUUUGAGGUCAGCAUCGGUAACUAUGGCAACAAGUUUGACAACACCUGUCUGCCGCUGGCCUCCACCACCCAGUACAGCAGGGCUGUCUUUGACGGCUGUCAGUAUUACUACCUGCCUUGGGGCAACGUGAAGCCAGUGGUGGUGCUCUCCUCCUAUUGGGAAGACAUCAGUCACAGAACCGACGUGCAGAACCUGCUCUCCUGGGCUGUGGACCGGCUGGAAGCGAACCUGGAGCGAUUCCACCUCGCCCUGAAAGCCAAGCGCUCCACCAGCGACGUGGACACCCUCGUGGCUCAGUUGAUUGAUGAGAUCAUCGCGGACUGCAGUCAGCCGCUUGUCGACGUCACCCAGAAACCGUCCAGCACCCAUUUGGACCAUUACCUGUAUCGCUUCCGCACCACCAAUCUCAACCAGAUCGUCCAGGCGGCUCUGAGAUUGAAGCAUGAAGACUCUGACCUGCAGAUGGUCCUGGACCAGGCCGAAGACUGGCUGUGCAGGCUCAAGGCCAUGGUGGAGGAGCCGCAGAACAGCCUGCCGGACGUUGUGAUCUGGAUGCUUCAAGGGGACCGUCGUCUGGCGUACAGCCGGGUGCCUGCUCACGAGAUCCUUUUCUCCCGGAACGGAGCCAAUUGCUGUGGAAGGAACUGUGGGAAACUCCAGACGAUAUUCAUGAAAUGUCCUCAGGAAGAGGUCACGGGCUCCAGGAUUCCAGCCCAGAUCCGGGUUCGUCUGUGGCUCGGGCUAGGUGUGGAUGAGAAGGAAUUCAGCAAGGCGGCAGAGGGGAGGCUUUCGGUCUUUGCUGAAACGUACGAAAACCAGACCAAGCUAGCCUUGGUUGGGAACUGGGGCACUACCGGCCUGACCUACCCCAAGUACUCGGACGUCACCGGCAAGAUCAAACUGCCCAAGGACAGUUUCAGACCCUCCGCCGGCUGGGCCUGGGUUGGAGAAUGGUUUGUCAGCCCCGAGAAGACGCUCCUGCAUGAUGUGGAUGCCGGUCACAUGAGCUUCGUGGAGGAAGUCUUUGAGAACCAAGUCCGGCUUCCCGGCGGCCAGUGGAUCCACAUGCCCGAGGCCUACACAGACGUGAAUGGGGAGAAGACUCUGCCCAAGGAUGAGAUUGAGUGUCCUCUAGGAUGGAGAUGGGAAGACGUGGAGUGGGACACAGAUCUCAACCGAGCUGUUGACGAGAGAGGCUGGGAAUACGGCAUCACCAUCCCACCCGACCACAAGCCCAAGUGCUGGGUGCCCGCAGAGAAGAUGUACCACACUAACUGCCGUCGGCGCUGGGUGAGACUUCGCAGGAGAGAUCUUGCCCAGAUGGAGGCCCUGAGAAAGUUCAAACAGGAGGAAUUUGAAGGGGAGGGCUGGGAGUACGCCUCCCUCUUUGGCUGGAAGUUCCACAUGAAGUACCGCAAGACCGACUCCUUCCGCCGGCGGCGCUGGAGACGUCGGAUGGAGCCCCUGGAGCAGGCGGGCGCAGCAGCUGUGUUUGCCUUGGAAGGCGCCCUGGGCGGAGUGACAGAUGACAAGAGCGAUGACAGCAAAUCAGUGUCGACGCUCAACUUUGGUGUGAAUCGACCAACCAUUUCUUGCAUAUUUGACUAUGGAAACAGGUACCACCUGCGUUGCUACGUCUACCAAGCGAGGGAUCUGACUGCCAUGGAUAAAGACAGCUUUUCAGAUCCGUAUGCCAUCGUCUCUUUCCUACACCAGAGCCAAAAGACGGUGGUAGCAAAGAAUACAUUGAACCCCACCUGGGACCAGACGUUGAUCUUCUACGAAAUUGAGAUCUUUGGGAGUCCUCAGAACACAGCCGACUCUCCGCCCAACAUUGUGGUGGAAAUCUAUGACCACGACACCUAUGGCGCCGAUGAGUUCUUGGGCCGCUGCAUCUGCAAGCCCAGCAUGGACCACAUGCCCAAACUGUCCUGGCAUCCUGUCGUGAGGGGCAACCGGAAUGCAGGGGAGCUGCUGGCUGCAUUCGAACUCAUCCAGCGAGAGAAGUCUGAAGAUUCAGACCUGCCCUAUCCUCCACCCCAGAGAGAACCCAACAUCUACAUGGUCCCUCAAGGAAUCAAACCUGUUCUUCAACGUACAGCUAUUGAGAUAUUGGCCUGGGGGCUCCGUAACUUGAAGAGCUACCAGCUGGCCAGUGUCACUUCACCCAGUCUCCUGGUGGAGUGUGGCGGGCAAAUGGUCCAGUCGUGUGUUAUCAAGAACCUCAAGAAGAACCCCAACUUUGACAUCUCCGUUCUCUUCAUGGAAGUGCGCCUGCCAAGAGAGGAUCUGUACAGCCCUCCCAUCAUCGUCAAAAUCAUUGACAACAGACCGUUUGGCCGCAAGCCUGUGGUGGGCCAGUGCACCAUCCAAUCGCUGGCGGGAUUCUUUUGUGAUCCCUACAGGGAGGAGACGGUGUUUCCCGAAACACAAGCAGAUGACAUGAGCCUCACGCCUAGAGACGACGUUCUCAUUGAUAUUGACGACAAAGAGCCUCUCAUUCCAGUCCAGCCUGCAGACGGCAUGACCAGCGCAGCUUUCAUUAACAUGCAAACUUCUCGGGCCGAUCUCCAUGAAGAAGAAUUCAUCGACUGGUGGAGCAAGUUCUACGCUUCCACAGGCGAGCGAGAGAAAUGCGGCUCCUACCUGGAGAAGGGCUUUGACACCUUGAAGGUCUAUGAGACAGAAUUGGAGAACAUUGAAGACUUUGGGGGUCUCUCCGAUUUCUGCCACACCUUUACGCUGUUCCGUGGCAAGAGCCAGGAUGCCAAUGAAGACCCGACUGUCGUAGGGGAAUUCAAGGGCUCCUUCAAGAUUUACCCCCUCCCCGACGACCCCACGGUGCCAAUGCCUCCUCGCCAGUUCCACCAACUUCCAGCCAGAGGCCCCCAGGAGUGCCUCGUCCGUGUUUACAUCAUCCGUGCCUUUGAUCUGCAGCCCAAAGACUCCAAUGGAAAGUGUGACCCUUAUGUGAAGAUUUCCGUGGGGAAGAAAUCCAUCAAUGACCAGGAUCAUUAUAUCCCAUGCACACUGGAGCCAGUCUUCGGGAAGAUGUUUGAGCUGACCUGCACGUUGCCCUUGGAGAAGGAUCUGAAGAUCACUCUCUACGACUACGACCUCUUGUCCAAGGAUGAGAAGAUCGGGGAGACCACCAUUGACCUGGAGAAUCGGUUCCUCUCCAGAUUUGGGGCCCGCUGUGGUUUGCCCCAGACUUACUGCAAAUCUGGCCCGAACCAGUGGAGGGAUCAGCUGCGACCCUCUCAGCUGCUGCACUACUUCUCUUUGCAACGCAGCCACAAGCCUCCCGUUUACAAGCCUGACCGGAUCGCCUUUGGAGAUCAGAGCUACAGCCUCUCGGACUUCGAGGACGGCAAUCCCCCCAACUCGCACCUGGGGCCGGUGGAAGAGAGGCUGGCUUUGCACGUUCUGCAGGAGCAAGGCCUGGUGCCUGAGCACGUGGAGACGCGGCGGCUGUACAGUCCCCUGCAGCCGGACAUCGAGCAGGGAAAGCUUCAGAUGUGGGUGGACCUGUUCCCAAAAUCACUUGGAGCGCCUGGGCCACCGUUCAACGUGAGCCCGCGGAGAGCAAAGAGGUUCUACUUGCGCUGCAUUGUGUGGAAUGCAAGAGAUGUCAUCCUGGACGACCUCAGCAUCACCGGCGAGAAGAUGAGCGACAUCUACGUGAAAGGGUGGCUCACCGGUUACGAAGAGAACAAGCUGAAGACCGACGUGCAUUACAGGUCCAUGGGGGGCGAAGGGAACUUCAACUGGCGGUUUGUCUUCCCCUUUGACUACCUUCCGGCUGAGCAAGUCUGCUAUGUAGCUAAGAAGGAGCAUUUCUGGAGCCUGGACAAGACGGAGAACAAAGUUCCACCCCAACUGGUCCUUCAGAUCUGGGACAACGACAAGUUCUCUUUCGAUGACUACCUGGGCUCCAUCCAGCUGGAUCUCAACUGCAUGCCAAAGCCAGCCAAGACAGCUGAGAAAUGCACUCUGGACCUGCUCAACGGCGCGGAGAGGAUGGGUUCACUCUUCGAGCAGAAGACCGUGAAAGGCUGGUGGCCUUGUGUGGCGGAUAAGGACGAGGGGACAAGGAUUCUCGCAGGGAAGCUGGAGAUGACACUGGAGAUCAUCAGUGAACAAGAGCGUGAAGAAAGGCCAGCUGGGUUGGGCCGGGACGAACCAAACAUGAACCCCAAACUGGAAGACCCAAAGCGUCCAGAGACCUCCUUCCUGUGGUUUACUUCCCCGUACAAGACCCUGAAGUAUAUCCUGUGGAGAAGGUUCAAGUGGGUCUUCCUCAUCUUCCUCCUCAUCUUCAUUGCGUUGCUUUUCCUGGGGAUCUUCAUCUAUGCCUUCCCGAACUAUGCUGCUAUGAAGCUGGUGAAGCCCUUCAGCUGAAUCUCUGAUGUGGAAGACUGAGCAUCACCUGCGAAGAGUCAAGAGUACCUGCUGAGAUUGUGCCACACUCGGCCCUUUCCCAAAUGCGUGAUCCGUCCUCCGUUACGCUGUUGCAACAGCUCGGCCUCCUUGCGGAAACUGCACUCUUCUCAGGACCGGCGCCAUGAUUUUAAAACUGCCCCCCCUAGACCCCUGCAAAUGCUGCUCAGGCAACUCUGCUGAACUGUUAUACCAAAGCUGGACUUUCCUCUCCAUGGUCUUCUUUUCUUCACAGACCUUAGAGAAGCGAAAGACCUCCCUUUUGCCACCCCGGACUCUGUCGUGGGUCACUGUAGCACAUCGCUGGUUGAUUCUUGCCCAGGGAAGCAGGGCCUGGUGGGAAAUGGAACAGGCUUUGGAAUUUGGUCACCAGGACCCUCCCCGACCCCUAACCCACACGCUGCAAGCCUUCCUGACUGACAGAGGCGGACCUUCCUUUCUGCUUCCCUGCCCUUGGUAGAUCACCUCCUCAAUUUGUCUCUGGGUUUUGCCUUUGGGGGGAAUUCUUCUUAAAAUGUCGUUGGUCUUCUUCAGGGCUCAGCUUCCUCUGCAGGAUGCAGAACUCGCCUCUCCGGGUGAGCGGGUGACACAUCUUCUCUUUAGUACACGGGUCUAUCCGCGCAUGCACAUGAAACCUCUCAGAGCACCCCUGCAGUGAAGACGAUUCCAUUUCACGUACUGUGGCCGCUGAGGUCUGUUUUGGCCUUUUGACCAAAGGUGGUAA
Messenger RNA from Elgaria multicarinata webbii, 7004 nucleotides. RefSeq names its product dysferlin (gene DYSF). Gene Ontology annotation, cellular component: membrane. The transcript is spliced from 54 exons. Gene Ontology annotation, biological process: plasma membrane organization. NCBI's taxonomy places the organism in Eukaryota, Metazoa, Chordata, Lepidosauria, Squamata, Anguidae. The record is from RefSeq and is a predicted model, not a curated record. The coding region runs from base 23 to 6241 and encodes 2072 amino acids.